AUGAAACUUCUGUGGAUGUUUGUCAUAUUGAAGAUGGUGGAUGGAGGACAAAUGGUGGAAUUUGAUACUUCUGAUACCUCGGCAUUCUCCUCCUACAUCGACUGCGCACCUAAAUUUGCAACGUCCGACAAGAUUGAAUGUAAGUUCCAUUUGAGAAACAACGGCCAACAAGACUAUUCUGUGCUGAAAUGGCGUACGCCGCUGGAUGGACUGAGAUCGGAUUGCCUGUCAGUCACUUCCAAUGGCAUGAAGCUACGGUACGAUGGUAUCCAUAUAAAGUGCUCCGCCCCAGGCCCUGAUCAGUACUUGCUCGUCAAAUCCGGACAAACAGUGUCGUCCACCUUUGACGUUUCAGAUGCGUACGACAUGACUAAGGCUGGCCUGUACUCUAUAGCAGUGGACACUUAUUUAGAAUAUGUAAAGGGUAGUGUAACUGAAAAGGCAGUGCGCCAGACUAAGAUAGAACAUUUAUCGUCCCCUGUAUUAAGUUAUGAAAUUGAUGAAAAGAAUUUUAUAAAGGGAACCUCGGGUCAAAGGGCGCGCACUGAAGAAAGCGUGACCAAGGGUGCUUUGGAAGACCAUAUUUUUCACAGCAGAAGAGGUCAGGACCUGAAGGCAUCUCUUAAGUAUGUAAUAAAGGGAGGGUCCCCCGAUGUGAAAAGUGAAACAGAACAUGCUAUUGUAGCUGUGUACAGAAACAUUAAGUUAGCCAUUCAAGACCUUGAGAAUGAUCGCGGAAGAGCUAAAACUUGGUUUGGAUCUUCUCCUGCUGAUGAACCCAAGUGGGUUUUUGAAAAAAUGGAACGAGUAUUAUCAAAGGAUAAAAUUACUUACAUUAUUGAUGGAAGAGAAUGUGAAGAUGGGGACUAUGCUUAUGCUUACUUUGGAACUCGCAAAGUCUUCCUUUGCGAAUUGUACAACAGGGCCGACACACUGAUUGGGUAUGACACAAAGAUGGGGAUUAUAGUUCAUGAAUUGGGGCAUGCAGUGGCUCGUAGGGAUGAUCUAGCAUACGGCCAAAAUGCUUGUAGACGGCUCGCUAUAGAAAAUCCAAAAGACGCUUUAAAUAAUGCUGAGAAUUACGAAUAUUUUGUGGAAAGUGGAACAAUUCUGAGUCCAUAA
Molecule: messenger RNA, 1122 nt
Organism: Pocillopora damicornis (cauliflower coral)
Lineage: Eukaryota; Metazoa; Cnidaria; Anthozoa; Scleractinia; Pocilloporidae
Molecular function (GO): metalloendopeptidase activity
Source: RefSeq, a predicted model, not a curated record